AUGAAGCGUAAAAUUAACGACCUGGACCACCAAAAGGCAGAUUCAGGUAUCACCGAGCAGCAGGUCGGCAUCACGGAGUAUGUAUUCAAGGGCCAGGAUCGGGUGAGUGGGCUGUUGAAGCAACGGUACACCGAUUUCUUGGUCAAUGAGAUCGACCUUGAUGGUAACGUUGUUCACCUGAACGACUUGGGGUUCCCUGAACAGGAGGAGAAGCAGUCCGAGAGCGAGAAGAAGGGAGUGUUUGAAAUUUCGGACGAACAGAGAUCCGAGCUGGAAGAAAUCAUUGGUAAAUCCGAUGUGGAUAAAGUGCUACAGAUUUUCAGUACUGGAGACAAAAUGGUCACCGAAAAGACAUUCGAGAGCAAGGAAGACCGUACAAAACUGCACAGGCUGCUGCGAACAAUCUUCAGAAACAGACUGGAAUCUCUGACCUUGGAAACCAACCAUUUUCAGAUUGGACUUGGAUCGAAAAAUAGCAAGCGCAGAGUCGUCAUUGAACACAACCUGGGCGAACGUAAACGGUACCUUUAUGCCAAUUUGUACAAAGAGAAUAAGGAGACAAUGGAGGUGGCCGGAUUGCUUGCCAAGUUUUUGAAUAUCCCAGUCAAGAACAUCAAGUAUGCAGGAACCAAAGACCGUCGUGGAGUGACAGUCCAGAAAAUAUCCAUCGAGCGUAUUUCCGUGGAGAGAAUCAACAACUUGAACAAGGCUCUGCGUGGAUUUCAAAUUGGUGGGUUUAGCUAUGCCGAUCAACCGCUCAAUCUCGGAGACCUACAGGGAAACGAGUUCAUCAUCACAAUCAAAGAUAUUUCUCUUGCUGACGGAAGCACAGAUAUUCCAAGCCUACAAACCAAGCUCGACCCUGUUUUCGACUCCAUGAAGAAAUACGGAUAUAUCAACUACUUUGGAAUGCAGAGAUUCGGAACGUUUUCCGUGUCUACACACGAAGUUGGAAAAUAUAUUUUGCAAAGCGAAUGGAAGCAGGCUGCUGAGCUUAUCUUAAGCGAGCAAGAAGUCGUUCUGCCAGACUCUGUGGAGGCCAGAAAGAUCUGGAAGGAGACAAAGAACCCUGGAGACGCAUUGAAGAAGAUGCCACGGAGAUGCAGUGCCGAGUUUUCUAUCUUGAGUCGUUUGGAACAUGAUAAGAAGCAAGACGACAGAGAGUACUCGGCCAAUUCCUACUUCAAGGCCAUAAUGGGCAUUCCGAGAAAUUUACGCAUAAUGUACGGACACGCUUACCAAUCUUACGUUUGGAACACAGUUGCUUCCGCUCGGGUCCAGCUUUUUGGACCAACUGUUGUUGUUGGAGAUUUGGUGAUUGACGAUUCAGAACUGGUGGAAAAAGACGAGGAUUUUGAAGAGGAUAUCAAGCAGGAGACGUUUGUUAGGGCCAAGCCUGUAACUCAAGAAGACGUGGACCAAAAAAGAUACACUAUUCACGAUAUUGUUCUUCCUACCCCCGGUUUCGAUGUCAGAUAUCCGGAAAAUAGCCAGCUACGUCAAACUUACGUGGAUGUGAUGUCCAAAGACGGACUCGAUCCUUUUAAGAUGUCCCGACGUGUUCGUGAGUUUUCGUUAGCGGGAUCUUAUCGUCACGUGUUUGCCCAGGUCAAGGGACUCGAAUACAGUUUCCGCCAUUACGAGUCAAAUCUUGAUUCUUUGGUUUAUACAGAUUUGGAGCUUCUGCGGCUACGCGAGGAGGGGAAACAGGUUGAGCGUUUAAAGGAAGCAACGGAAGGUCCAAAGGUGGCCCUGGUGGUGAAAAUGCAACUAGGAGUGUCUGCAUAUGCCACUAUGGCUCUUAGAGAGUUUUUGGAUGGUCAACAGUAG
Messenger RNA from Ogataea philodendri, 1830 nucleotides. RefSeq lists its product as uncharacterized. Bases 1 to 1830 code for a protein of 609 amino acids. NCBI's taxonomy places the organism in Eukaryota, Fungi, Ascomycota, Pichiomycetes, Pichiales, Pichiaceae. The record is from RefSeq and is a predicted model, not a curated record. Gene Ontology annotation, cellular component: nucleus. Gene Ontology annotation, biological process: pseudouridine synthesis. The transcript has a single exon. Gene Ontology annotation, molecular function: RNA binding; pseudouridine synthase activity.